This is a messenger RNA of Coturnix japonica (Japanese quail), 798 nucleotides long. Lineage: Eukaryota; Metazoa; Chordata; Aves; Galliformes; Phasianidae. The record is from RefSeq and is a predicted model, not a curated record.
AUGGCCGGGUCUCCUGCACUGCUCCUCCUGCUCAGCCUGGGGCUCUGUGAUCCCCAGGGACUCCAGCACAGCACACAAGCGUGCUGGACACUGAUCCCUCCCUCUGCAUUCCCCUCACAACCCAACUGCCUGCCUGCCACGCACCGCACCAGCAGGGAAGAGCCCUGCACAAAGGCCCCGGGAGCUCUUCCUGAGCAGCACCUGAGGGGACAUGGCCGACUUCUGCCCACAGGCUGCACCGGCGCCCAGCGACAGAGGGAUGCAGUGGUGGUCAGGUUCCUCAACAGGAAUAUGGAGCACCCCCAGCAGGGACAGCGGCUGGAGCUGGAGUGCCGCACAACCAGAACCACAUGGGGAGCCUUUUGGGUCCGCAUGGACAACAGUGGGAACCUUCACUUCAUUGUCUCCAGUAAUUCUCCGUACAACACAGUUUUUCAUGAGCAUAUGAGAAUAUCUCUGCGCUAUGAGGUAUCAUGGAGAGGUAGCUCCCCUUGGCUGGUGGUGAAGUCCUUCACGGCACAGGACCAGGGGAUCUAUUUCUGCAUCACCAACGUCAACCAGGUGCUGCACUUCAGCUCUGGACAACCCGCCUUCUUCCGGUCAGCAGCAGCUUCACCCACCUCACUUACACCCAGCUCUCCUGCCCGUGCCUUCUCAACCUGGCCCAUUGCCCACACUCCCCAUGGCUCUGCUUCUUUGCCCAAGCCAUCUCAUCACACAGGCACUGCUCCUCCUCAUACAGGCUCCCUGCCCAACAGCUCCACUCAUGGUACCAGCCCUGCCCAAACACAGAGGUGA